This is a messenger RNA of Juglans regia (Persian walnut), 2037 nucleotides long. Its product is annotated as UDP-N-acetylglucosamine diphosphorylase 2. The record is from RefSeq and is a predicted model, not a curated record. Gene Ontology annotation, biological process: UDP-N-acetylglucosamine biosynthetic process. NCBI's taxonomy places the organism in Eukaryota, Viridiplantae, Streptophyta, Magnoliopsida, Fagales, Juglandaceae. The transcript has 15 exons. The coding region runs from base 212 to 1687 and encodes 491 amino acids. Gene Ontology annotation, molecular function: UDP-N-acetylglucosamine diphosphorylase activity.
CGUGAUUUGCAGCGUGACUGUAGGUGGUUACACGCACUGAUUGAUUCUUGUCUUCCUCGCCACAGUUCCUCUCUGGCUCUCGCUCUCUAUAAGCUCUCUCUCUCUCAACCACCGUCCACAGCAAUUCAAAUCGAAGCAAGCAAUCAAAGCAAAAGUCUGAGACUCAGAGAGAGAGAGAGAGAGAUCUGUAGGCUUCACCGAGAGACAGAGAAUGAGGGAACCACAGGGUGUGGUGGGGAUUGAGAGCAACAACUACGCAACGUCGCCACCGCAGGCUCUGCUGGAGAGGCUCAAGGACUACGGCCAGGAGGACGCUUUUGCCCUCUGGGACGAGCUCUCUCCUGAGGAACGCGACCUUCUCGUCAAGGAAAUCGAGAACUUGGAUCUUCCAAGGAUCGAUCGGAUCAUUAGAUGCUCGGUUCAAUCUCAAGGGCUACCAGCAGCGGCGAUAGAGCCCGUGCCGGAGAGCAGUGUCUCGACGGUGGAGGAACGAACACUUGAACAGAGAGAGCGAUGGUGGAAGAUGGGUUUGAAGGCCAUCUCGGACGGAAAAUUGGCCGUCUUGCUUUUAUCUGGUGGCCAGGGAACUAGGCUCGGAAGUUCAGAUCCAAAAGGGUGUUUCAACAUUGGGCUUCCAUCUGGCAAAUCACUUUUUCAGCUUCAAGCUGAGCGGAUUUUAUGUGUUCAAAGACUCGCUGCCCAAGCUACAAGUGAGGCUUCUGCUGGAUCAGUGCAACUACAUUGGUAUAUAAUGACCAGUCCAUUUACCGAUGAUGCCACACGCAAAUUUUUUGAAAGUCAUAAAUUCUUUGGUCUAGAAGCUGAUCAAGUCACCUUCUUUCAGCAAGGCACCAUACCUUGUGUUUCAAAAGAUGGUAGAUUUAUUAUGGAGACUCCAUACAAAGUGUCUAAGGCUCCAGAUGGGAAUGGAGGAGUAUAUUCAGCUCUAAAAUCUUCAAGAUUGUUAGAAGAUAUGGCCACGAGAGGGAUUAAAUACUUGGAUUGCUAUGGAGUUGACAAUGCACUGGUCCGUGUAGCUGAUCCUACUUUCUUGGGUUAUUUCAUUGAUAAAGGUGUAGCUGCUGCUGCAAAAGUUGUUCGUAAGGCAUAUCCCCAAGAAAAGGUUGGUGUGUUUGUGAGGCGCGGUAAAGGUGGACCUCUUACUGUAGUUGAAUAUAGUGAGUUAGACUCAUCACUGGCUUCUGCAAUAAAUCAGCAGACUGGACGUCUUCGAUUUUGUUGGAGUAAUGUGUGCUUACACAUGUUUAGCUUGGAUUUUCUAAACCAAGUGGCAAAUGGCCUUGAGAAAGACAGCAUUUACCAUCUUGCUGAGAAGAAAAUUCCUUCUAUACAUGGACAUACGAUGGGAUUAAAACUAGAGCAGUUUAUUUUUGAUGCAUUUCCUUAUGCUCCUUCAACUGCACUUUUUGAGGUAAUACGGGAAGAGGAGUUUGCACCUGUAAAAAAUGCCAACGGGUCAAAUUUUGACACCCCGGAUAGUGCUAGGCUUCUUGUUCUCCGGCUCCAUAGUCGUUGGGUAGUUGCUGCAGGUGGCUUCUUAACACAUUCGGUACCCUUAUAUGCAACUGGUGUGGAGGUAUCACCACUAUGUUCUUAUGCUGGAGAAAACCUAGAAGCUAUAUGCCGCGGAAGAACAUUUCAUGCGCCUUGCGAGAUUUCAUUUUAGUUUUGAAGCAGAACCUCUAAUCCAUACACACAUUUCAACCAUGGAUUAGAGGUUUUGGGAUAUCUGAAAUAUGUCAGGACUGAUUCUAUUACUUCAAAUAUAUGUUGUGCAUUUUAUCCUUGAGCUGUGAUGCCCCUUGAUAUUCAAUUAUGGUUGUUUAUCUGCAAGUGAAGACCUUUUUGAACCUGAAUGGGAAAUUCAAGGCUCAAUUUUGAUCUCAAAUUGUUAAUGCUUGUUUUUCGGGCAUCAUUUUUAUGGUGAAUUGUUGCAUGAAAGGAGUAUACUUGAUAUAUCAGAAACUUGAGCAUUUGAACUGUGGAUGAUGUAUAUGUUAGAUCAUGUUUGUUGAA